Messenger RNA from Podospora pseudocomata, 609 nucleotides. RefSeq lists its product as uncharacterized. NCBI's taxonomy places the organism in Eukaryota, Fungi, Ascomycota, Sordariomycetes, Sordariales, Podosporaceae. The record is from RefSeq and is a predicted model, not a curated record. Bases 1 to 609 code for a protein of 202 amino acids. The transcript is spliced from 2 exons.
AUGUCGAGGGCCCAUCUACUCAGAGCAAGUGAUCCGCGGGGCAAGGUUUUUGGAGUCCAUGGGCUCGCCGCCAAAGGGGAAGGCAGUCGUUUCACGCAACCCAACUACUCCAAGAACACCAAUGAGGUGUAUUUGGAUGCUGCACUGCGAGUGAUUGAGGAGGGUGGUCUUUUUGAGCUGUUGUCGCAUGCAGGGACAGGGUGCAUCGAUGUCGAUGCAGUACAAUGUCUUCGAUCGUGGGUACCGGACUGGAGCCUUGCUCGUCAUGCUGAACCCCUUGGGUGCAUCUCUGGUCAACCCCCCUACCGCGCGGGUGAGGCUCCCAACGUGCUGGAUCUCCCCUCGUUUGCUAACGUCCUUUGGUUCUUCGAGGAGCGGAACUGGGCCUCGUCGCUGAGCUUGCGCCACCUCACGCCCCUUGGCUCGAUGCUAAGCUCGCCAGGAUUGCUGAUUGGCGAUCGCACUAAGACGGAAUGGCCUGCCCCAGAUUCAGUUCGCGGCCUUUACGACCGGUGGCUGCUAACCAUGAGGCUGUACGAGAAGAGUAUCGACUGGUGGAAGCCAAUCGAGGGAACCAGCCAGCUGAGGACAACUAUAUUGAAGGCAUGA